AUGAGGGGCAGAGCAAGAAUAGAAAUCGAACAUCAUGAUGAGAAUUCUUUUCACACGACCUACCGGGUCGAGAGAUACAUGGAAUAUGCCAAAGAAGUAGAAAGACAACUGCAAAGGCAUAUGCAGGAGAAGGACAUACCCUGGGAAUUGAAAACAAACCCAGGGCCACCAAAGGGCUGCUCGCCUUUCUGGAACUGCAAGGGUUGGUUCACCACCACCAAAGGUGAGAAGGUGCGCUAUCCUCGCUUGGGUUCCUUUGAGGUCUUUGUAGUGGUGCAACCCGGCUUUGCGCCAAAGAUCUCUGGGCUCCCAGAUGUCCUCCAGGUCUGGUCCAAGUUGCAGUCACGGAAAUGGCCAGGUCCGGAGCGAUUGGCAUCGUCAGUGGCUGAACUCCUCUCUGCCGCAGUGAAUGGACAGGAGGUGGGCGAGGAGAUUCGUGAGAUCAAGGAACGCGUGUCUCAAGGUCCCAAGGUGCAGCCACCAUUGACCUCCAUCCAUCCGCCCAUGUUCUUUGGUUUGACGCCCCGUGGUGGCAUCACCACCCCAGUAAAAGUCCGUGUCGCCGGAGAUCGCCCCCGUGGUGGCAUCACCACCCCAGUAAAAGUCCGUGUCGCCGGAGAUCGCAGCCGCAGCAUCUUAAAAAAUGUCGAGAAGAAGAACAGGUUGGGCCGGACGGAGCUCCACAAUGCCGUCUGCCGGGGUGACGAAACGUGCGUCCAGCAGCUGCUGCAAAAUCGCGCAGCUGUCGAUGCCAAGGACGGAAGCGGCCGGACGCCACUUCACUUGGCCAGCGAUGCUGCCAGUGAGGUCGGAGUCAAACUCAUUGAGCUGCUGCUGGAGGCCAGGGCCACGACUGAUGCCACAGACCUCAGCGGUCUCACUCCCUUGAAUUUGGCGUGCGACUCCAAAUACACGGAAGCGGUGGCAGUUCUGCAGAGUGCUGAGGGCUCAUCACGAGUUCCAGAAGAGCUAGCCGAGGAUUACGGCGGGACAGAGGUUCCCUGCGCAGGGAGGCAGACCCCUGCAGUCGAUGACUAUGGCGAAGAUGAGUUUGAGGAUGAGGAGCCAGUGGCUGUUCCAGCUGCUGUUCCGGCAAAGGUGCCAGGACCAGCUGCGGGGCAUGCGCCUAUGCCAGCACAGCUAGCUGCGCCUUCAGCGGCUUCCGUGUCGCAGCCAAAGGAAUUGCCGCAAGCUGCAGCUCCAGCGACUCAGGCUCAGGACAUUGCCAGCGACUACGGCGAAGACUUCGAAUCUGAGGCGGCACCUGCGCUGCCUGAAUCCCGGCCAGCUUCAGCGGCGCCAAAGGACCCUUCGCCGGGGCCGCCACCGGAGCCCGAGAAGCCGCCGGGCAGGUGGUCCAUGGACUUCACGUACACCAUCGGCCCAGAAGGCAGCGAAGGGAUCUUUGAUGGAAAGGUGCAGCUGUUGGAUCGACAUGUGUACAACUCCGUGAGUGCCGCCGUCAACAACUUGAACGAUGGCCUUAUUGUGGUUCCCGAAGGGUACUGCGUGGUGUUCUCCGGUUCCCAACAAAAUUACUACCUACUUUGGCGAGAAGACAAGGAAGCCGAAGUCUUUUCUUUGCUGGGUUCGAGCGAUCAGUCAGCAGAGCCAUUGACGCCAACACGAUACCAAUCAGACAAGGCAUGUGGGGUGGCAAGGGCUGCGGAGGAUGCGGCAAGGGCUAUGACAGCGGCUAUGACAGCAGUUCUUGGGGCGGCAAAGGCAUCACAGGAUUCGGCGGUGGCAAAGGCUACGACGAAGGGAGAGCCACCUGCGCUGCCUGCGGCGUCCCGGCCAGCUCCAGCGCAGCCAGCGAAGCCGGCGCCCAAGGAGCCACCUGCGCUGCCUCCGCCGUCCCGGCCAGCUCGAGAUCCAGCGCAGCCAGCGAAGCCGGCGCCCAAGGAUCAGUUGAACACACAGCGCGCAGAGCUCUCGGACUACUUCGCCAAGAGGUACUUGGCCGGCGAGCUCUACGAUGGUAGCUGCUACUCCAACAGCUAUGUAGGGGAACUCGGGACCUACAAAUACAAAGCUUCAGAUGGAGACGUGAUGGUUUGGCGCCACGCCUUCGACCUACGGGCCUUCGGGGAGCAAGGCGAAGAAGUGCUCACGCUGUACCAUUACACCGAUGAUCUGGCCUUCCGCAACGUCGGAAACUUGGAGCAGACGGCCGCGCAGCUCUUCGCAUCGCUGAAAGACGAGCGCGCGCACUUCGGCAAGGGCCUGUAUGCCACGCAGCACGAGCCUGCCGUUUGGGCCUCACGUCUUCGGAUCCUGCUGAACAACUACUCGAACGGAGACCCCUUCAGCCCGACCCCAGAAGAGGCUCAAAAAAGGGAUGCGGAGUGGGGCAACGGCAGAAAGUCUGGCCAUCGAGCGGCAUUUUGUAUUCCUCUGAUUGUCCCGCGCUCCAUUGCCUACCACAUCUUCGAAAGACACACGCCAGACAUGGCAGAGAAGACGGUGAAAGAUUCAGCUGGCCAGGAGCGCCCCAUCAAACUAGGGGAAGAUUACCUGGGCCAACCGACACACCGAAACCGGGACGUGUGGGUCAUCAGAGUGGAGACAGAUGGGAAUGUGCAGGAUGCAGCGGCCAAUGCUGAUGCCGUCCUGGACCUUCUGCAGCUUCGGCUGCGGAAGCUCCGCGCCAGCGCGGGCGAGGACGUGUUGAUGGCAGACUGCAUGUUCGAGCUGGCGCGGAGGCUGCACGGCCGCGCCCGGUAUGGAGAAGCGGAAGAGCUGUACAGAGAGUGCCUGCGAAUCUGUCAGGCCAAACUGGGCGAAGACCACCCAGACACUUUGACCUGCCGCAACAAUUUGGCUCGGCUCCUCCAAGCCCAGGGGCACUUGGUGGAGGCCGAGCCUCUUUACCGCGAGGCUCUAGAGAAGUGUCAGGCCACACUGGGCGAAGACCACCCGCAGACUUUGACCUACCUUAACAAUUUGGCUCUGCUCCUCAAGGCCCAGGGGCAUUUGGCGAAGCCCGAGCCUCUUUUCCGAAAGGCUCUAGAGAAAAGUCAGGCCAAACUGGGCGAAGACCACCCGCAGACUUUGACCUACCUUAACAAUUUGGCUCUGCUCCUCAAGGCCCAGGGGCAUUUGGCGAAGGCCGAGCCUCUUUACCGCGAGGCUCUAGAGAAGAGGCGCCUCAAGCUGGGGAACCAACACCCGCAUACCAUGGGGAGCAUCUACAACUUGGCCGUCCUGUUGAAGUCCAUGGACAAGUUCGAAGAGGCCGAAGAACUCUUCCGCGAGCACCUCGCGGCCUGGAAGGCCAAACUGGGCGAAGACCACCCAGAUACUUUGAACAGCAUCAACAAUUUGGCGGCGGUUCUCGAUGACCAGGAGGCCGAGCCUCUUUACCGCGAGGCUCUAGAGAAGAGUAAGGCCAAACUGGGUGAGGACCACCCAGAUACUUUGAGAAGCCUCAGCAAUCUCGCGGAGCUCCUCGAAGCCCAGGGGCACCUGGCGGAGGCCGAGCCUCUUUACCGCGAGGCUCUAGAGAAGAGCCCGGCCAAACUGGGCGAAGACCACCCAGAUACUUUGAACAGCAUCAACAAUUUGGCGGCGGUUCUCGAUGACCAGGAGGCCGAGCCUCUUUACCGCGAGGCUCUAGAGAAGAGCCCGGGUAAGGCCAAACUGGGCGAAGACCACCCAGAUACUUUGAACAGCAUCAACAAUUUGGCGGCGGUUCUCGAUGACCAGGAGGCCGAGCCUCUUUACCGCGAGGCUCUAGAGAAGAGCCCGGGGAAGGCCAAACUGGGUGAGGACCACCCAGAUACUUUGAGCAGCCUCAACAAUUUGGCUCUACUCCUCAAAGCCCAGGGGCACCUGGCGGAGGCCGAGCCUCUUUACCGCGAGGCUCUAGAGAAGAGUAAGGCCAAACUGGGCGAAGACCACCCAGAUACUUUGAACAGCAUCAACAAUUUGGCGGCGGUUCUCGAUGACCAGGAGGCCGAGCCUCUUUACCGCGAGGCUCUAGAGAAGAGCCCGGGGAAGGCCAAACUGGGCGAAGACCACCCAGAUACUUUGAACAGCAUCAACAAUUUGGCGGCGGUUCUCGAAGCCCAGGAGGCCGAGCCUCUUUACCGCGAGGCUCUAGAGAAGAGCCCGGGAGCUCAGCUUCAGAGAUUUCAAAGGGACUUUGGGCAGUGGAUCUGGAGGCGCCUCAAGCUGGGGAACCAGCAUCCGGAUACCAUGUGGAGCAUCUACAGCUUGGCCAACCUGUUGAAGUCGAUGAAGAAGUUCGAAGAGGCUGAAGAACUCUUCCGGGAGGAGCUCGCGGCCUGCAACUCUCCCAGCAUGUUGAGCGUGUCUUUUUCGUUGCGUCGGUGUUAUGAUUCCCGGAAGAUGGCCCUCUUGCUGUUUUCUGAGUUUUCUGCAGAUCUGGGCGGGGCUUGCCAAGGUAUAGCAGUUCAUGGAGAACACCUCCAAGAGACCGUCACUUCCAGGAGCGCGGAAAAGUGGAUGAGGCGGCCGAACUGCUCAGUGAAGGCCAACAACUGCGAAAGUGAGAUGGUCAAAGCACUAUCGUUCUGCGACCUGUUGCUUCUGAUGGGGCCUUCAGAGCGGUCUUAG
Messenger RNA from Cladocopium goreaui, 4581 nucleotides. Lineage: Eukaryota; Dinophyceae; Suessiales; Symbiodiniaceae. The record is from the annotation of a GenBank genome assembly.